Mastomys coucha (southern multimammate mouse) is the source of this 3444-nucleotide messenger RNA. It is a transcript of the gene Zc3h3, whose product is annotated as zinc finger CCCH-type containing 3. The record is from RefSeq and is a predicted model, not a curated record. Bases 228 to 2954 code for a protein of 908 amino acids. NCBI's taxonomy places the organism in Eukaryota, Metazoa, Chordata, Mammalia, Rodentia, Muridae. Gene Ontology annotation, molecular function: metal ion binding. Gene Ontology annotation, cellular component: nucleus. The transcript has 12 exons.
CCCCGCCCUCGGGAAACAGUCGCGCGGCGAUGACGUCGAGGGGGUCUGGCUAGGCGUCGCGGACUCCGGCGAUGGAGGAAAAAGAGCAGCUGCGGCGGCAGAUACGCCUCCUGCAGGGUAACUGAGCCUGUGAUUCUGCCUUCUUAGGUCUGAUUGACGACUAUAAAACCCUCCACGGCAAUGGCCCUGCCCUGGGCAACUCAUCAACUACUCGGUGGCAGUCAUCCAUGUUCCAGGGUGGCAGGACCUUUGGCUCCCGCUACUCCCGUCGGAGGGGCUUCUCCUCACACCAUGGCCCAUCAUGGCGCAAGAAAUACUCCCUUGUGAAUCAGCCUCUGGAAUCUUCUGAGCCUGCCAGUGAUCAUGCUUUGCAGGCAUCCCUCAGGUCUGAGGAUAGCCAGCAUCCUGAACCCCAGCAGUACAUCCUGGAGAGACAGGUCCAGCUCAGUCCAGAUCAGAAUAUGGUUAUUAAAAUCAAGCCACCAUCAAAGUCAGGCUCCAUCAAUGUUUCAGGGGUCCAGCGGGGGUCCUUGGAAGACUGUAAUGUCCCCUCUUGGAGUAACCAAAGACCCCAAGGAAGUGAGGUUGAGGUCCCUGGUGGACAUCUGCAGCCUGCAAGGCCAGGAAGAACCAAGGUGGGUUACAAUGUGGACGACCCUCUCUUGGUCUGCCAGAAGGAGCCUGGCAAGCCUCGGGUAGUGAAGUCUGUGGGCAGGGUUAGCGACAGCUCUCCUGAGCACCGGCGGACAGUCAGUGAAAGUGAAGUUGCUAUCAAGGCACACUUCCCAUCCUCUUUCCUGCCCCCACGCAGUGCUGUGGCUCUGUGCCGGAAGGUCGGCCCUCAUUCUGUCAGCUAUUCUGAGCAGUUCAUCAGAGACCAAAGAGCAAAUACUGGCCACACAGACCAGCCAGCUUCCUUGGGGUCCAUGGUGGCUUCUGUCAGACCAGCAACGGGAGCCAGGCAGGUCAGGGAGGCCUCACUGCUAGUGUCCUGUCGAACCAACAAGUUUCGGAAAAACAACUACAAAUGGGUAGCUGCCUCAGAAAAGAGCCCACGGAUCACUCGGAGAGCCCUCAGUCCCAGAGCAACAAUGGAGAGUGUGAACAAGGCUGCUUUUGGUACAGUUGGAAAGACAGAGAAGCCACAGCCUAAAACUGACCCAGAGGCAAGGCCUGAGAAACUGGCCACAGCAUCCAAGUCUGGACCCUCUCCCAGCAAGUACAAGUGGAAGGCUUCCAGCCCGUCUGCUUCUUCCUCCUCCUCUUUCCGUUGGCAGUCUGAGGCUGGCAGCAAGGACCCUCCUUCUCAGCUCUCCCCAGUCCUAUCUAGGCCCCCAUCAGGGGAUAGACCAGCAGGGGGACCCAGCAGUUUGAAGCCCCUCUUUGGAGAGCCACAGCUCUCAGCUUACAAAGUGAAGAGCCGUACCAAGAUUAUCAGGAGGCGGGGCAAUACCAGCCUUCCUGGAGACAAGAAGAACAGCCCCCCAACUGCCACCACCAGCAAAACCCAUCUUAACCAGCGUCGGAGACAGGCCCUGCGGGGGAAGAGCAGCCCUGUUCUAAGGAAGACUCCCCAAAAGGGUCUGAUGCAGGCCAACAGGCACCGGCUGUGCUGCAUACCAUCCAGCCGGAGCCACCUCUCCACCAAGGAAGCUACCAAUGUGCACAUGCGGAUUCCACCCUCCAGUAAGGUGAUCAAGACCCGCUACCGCAUUGUCAAGAAGACCCCAAGCACUCCUUUUGGUGCUCCAUCCUUCCCCUCAUCUCUACCCUCCUGGCGGGCCCGGCGCAUUUCAUUAUCCAGGUCCCUAGUGCUGAACCGGCUUCGUCCAACAGUCACUGGGGGAGGGAAAGCCCCAUCUGGUUCCCCUCGAUGGCGCAACAAAGGCUACCGCUGCAUUGGAGGGGUUCUGUACAAGGUGUCUGCCAACAAGCUCUCCAAAACUUGCAGCAGGCCCAGUGAUGGCAGCAGGCCCCUCCUCCGAACAGGACGCCUGGACCCUGCCACCACCUGCAGUCGUUCCUUGGCCAGCCGGGCCAUCCAGCGGAGCCUGGCUAUCAUCCGGCAGGCGAAGCAGAAGAAAGAGAAGAAGAGAGAGUACUGCAUGUAUUACAACCGCUUUGGCAGGUGUAACCGUGGCGAAUGCUGCCCCUACAUCCAUGACCCUGAGAAGGUGGCCGUGUGCACCAGAUUUGUCCGAGGCACGUGCAAGAAGACAGAUGGGUCCUGCCCUUUCUCUCACCAUGUGUCCAAGGAAAAGAUGCCUGUGUGCUCCUACUUUCUGAAGGGGAUCUGCAGCAACAGCAACUGCCCCUACAGCCAUGUGUACGUGUCCCGCAAGGCAGAAGUCUGCAGUGACUUCCUCAAAGGCUAUUGCCCACUAGGUGCAAAGUGCAAGAAGAAGCACACGUUGCUGUGUCCUGACUUUGCCCGCAGGGGUAUUUGUCCCCGUGGCUCCCAGUGCCAGCUGCUGCAUCGUAACCAGAAGCGACAUGGCCGGCGGACAGCUGCACCUCCUAUCCCAGGGUCCAGUGAUGGAACCCCCAGAAGCAAGGCCUCAGCUGGCCAUGUACUCAGGAAGCCUACUUCUCAGCGCCCUGCCAGACAGAUGUCCAGUGGUCUGGUUUCUGUAACUGAGGCCCCAGCCUCCCCGCCUCCUUCCCCAAGGCUAUUAGCUUCCACCUCUACCCUGUCUUCAAAGGCCACCGCUGCCUCCUCUCCUUCCUCCUCCCCCUCUACUAGCUCCCCCACCCCUUCCUUGGAGCAGGAAGAAGCUGUCUCUAGGACAGGUGGGACAGGUUCAGGAACAGGCUCCAGCGGCCUCUGCAAGCUGCCAUCCUUCAUCUCCCUGCAUUCCUCUCCAAGCCCAGGAGGCCAGACUGGGCCCCAGGCCCCCAGGAGCCCCCGCACCAAGGACUCAGGGAAGCCGCUACACAUCAAACCACGCCUGUGAGGCUCCCUGGGGACCAGCCCGCACCUACCUCAGACCCUCACCCCUGGAGAGGAUGGAGGCUCUACCCAGCACUGCUCCUGAGGAGAAGCAGCCUGCCACUGAGCCCAGCUGGGGCUAUAAGCAGGGAUACAUAGCUCCUCCGAUUUGGCUCAUAGCCUCUGGAGGCCUUUGUGUGCCCAGGCCUUGUUCUCCCUCAAACCAAAGCCCUGUCCAUUCCCUGUUCCUCUCCCUCCCCUCCUCCCCUUCUCCCCUCUUCCCUUCCUCUCCUCCAAGGCAUCCAGCCUCAUUCUAGGACUUGUCCCUGGCUCUCCACCCAUCAGGGUGCCAUGUGAGGUUCAUCCUAGCCUGUCUCCUGUGUGGCAGUGGCUGUAACUGUAGGACCGGUGCCCCCAACCCUCCCUACCCAGGACUCCUGCCCAGGGAAGAGGCUACUGGCCAAGCCUCUGGUGGGCAUUUUAUGUUCAGCAAUAAAGGUUUUAUCCUGUGUCUA